AGGCGGAGGUGAGCCAUGGUCUUGGAGAGUAGAUUAGCAGAACUACUGCAAGGUCAGGCCAAAAAGUUCAUCAAUGGUUUCAACGCGGAGCAUCUGAAUUUAGGACUUUUGAGUGGUUUCCUGGAACUCAGAAAUUUGGCCUUGAAUCCCGAGCCCUUGGAUGAACUGUUCCUGGGCAGCGACCUUCCCUUUGUGGUCAAGGCCGGGACGCUCUCAUCGGCGAUGCUUCAACUGUCGCUAAUGCAAGGUGAGUUGGAAAUCUUGAUCGAUGGGUUGACCCUGGUAGUGGCACCUGCAUGCAAAUGGUUGACACGAGAAGAGGUCUACCAACAUCGCACCAAUGAGAUGGAACGAUUAGAGUUUGUCCACAUGCGCAGUCAAUCGCAAAGAAGAAGCCUGGAGCGAGAGAUGUUCCGCAAGCUCUUCUCGGACUACCUGUCCAGGAUCAAGAUCACGGUGAAGAACGUCCACACUCGUUUUGAGGUGGAAGAUGAGCUUAGCUCCUUCGGCGCAGGACCUCCUUUGGCUCUGGGUUUGGUCAUCAAUUCCUGCGAUGUCACGCCGGUGGCAACGAGAUCAACGAGCCCCGGCGCGCCCGACGGGGUCGCCAGGGGCGAGGCGGAGCUCCUACUGGCGGAACGAGUGCAGUUGAAAGGCUUGCUGCUGUAUCAAGAAGGUGGUGCGAAGACUUUGGUGCCCUGGAACUUGUACCAGUCGACUCGUGGAUGUGAAUUGGGCAUCUUCCAGAAAUUGUCCCAGGAGCAGUUCAUCCAUAUGAUGGAUCGCACCAGACAAGCACAUCUUGCGGCAGCCAGUCAGCUGUUGCCUUCCACGGAUGUGUCCAUCAAGGUAGAUCUCAAGUCGCAAUCGCUCUUCACCGAUUGUCACGUGGAGAAUUGCUUGACUUUGGAGGUCGUGAUUUGCCUCCAGAAUCCAUCGCGCUUGCGCGUGACCGCUGGCAUUGUUGAAGGCAUGCGAUGGUUGGUGCGCCGGGCGUUGGAUUUUCAGAUGUGGCCCUUUCUGCACGCCUUGCAUGGCAAACCUGCUAACGGCAUUGGACGCUGGCACGUCCUGAGGAGUUUCAUCCACCUGAAACGGCGGAUCCAGGGGAACGCCUAUAAUCUCCAUGAUGCGAUCCGCAUGCGAAUGAACUGCAAGGAAUACAUCCGUCUCUACAAGAAGAAGUUCAACGGCCCCCAGAGCAGCUUCCACUGGCGCCGCUCGCUGCCGCCUCUCACUGCCGAGGACGCCACAAGAUUGGGCCUCAUUGAGUUGUCAUAUCCCGCGGACAAGCUGGUGAAUUUCAGGAUGAUGGCGCAAACCGAGAUGAAAACAGAAACCUCCAUCAACUCCUUCGCGGAAGAAGGUGCCCUGGGCGACGUGAAACGAAGCCCCAGGUCGCAAGUCUGGCAGGUGCGCGAAUUAACGCCCAUGGAACAGCUUCACCUCCACGGGCAGCAUGGCUUCGGGGCCAACAUUUUUCGUGGAUUACCUCCACCACCUUCGAAUCUGAAGGUUCGCAUUGACAUCGUGGCACCAUUGGGUCUGUGGUGGGUUUGCAAGUUAGGCAAAGUUGCUGACGAGAGCAGCUGGACAGUUGCCCUGGACGCGGGACGGCAGCCGGUGCGCUUGCUGCUGGUGGAUAGCAUCUCUGAUAACAGCGUCUUUGGCACCCUGGAAGUGCCACGCACUUUUUCAACAACGAGUCGCCCUGUGGCUGUGCUACUGGCGCGGAGCGAGGUGGUGGACCGGUGGACCGCGCACUGUGGCGUUGAAGGGGGAAAAACCAUGGAUAGUGAUGGUGAUGCAAGGGGAUUUUGA
This is a messenger RNA of Cladocopium goreaui, 1821 nucleotides long. NCBI's taxonomy places the organism in Eukaryota, Dinophyceae, Suessiales, Symbiodiniaceae. The record is from the annotation of a GenBank genome assembly.